AUGCUCGCGACCGCCUCGCCGCACCUUCAAGCGGCCGCGCGCCGCCUCUCUUUAGCGGUGCCCGUGAAUCAGGGCUGCAGCAGCGUCCGCCUCCCGCGCCGACGCCCCGGCCGGUACGCGUCGGUGCGCGCGGCGUCGGCUUCGGCGGCCGCCCCGCCCGCGAAGGAGGGGGCGGAGGACCUGGGGUUCCAGGAGAUGUCGUCAGGGACGCGGCGACGGUACUACAUGCUCGGGGGCAAGGGUGGGGUCGGGAAGACGAGCUGCGCGGCGUCGCUGGCCGUGCGGUUUGCCAACGACGGCCACCCGACCCUCAUCGUCUCCACCGACCCCGCGCACUCGCUCAGCGAUUCCUUCGCACAGGAUUUGAGUGGUGGGACGCUCGUGCAGGUUGAGGGCCCUGAUUCACCUCUUUUUGCGCUUGAGAUAAAUCCUGAGAAGGCCCGGGAGGAGUUUCGGACAGCAAGUCAAAAAAAUGGAGGGACUGGGGUAAAAGAUUUCAUGGAUAACAUGGGCCUUGGUGUGCUUGCUGAGCAGCUUGGAGAGCUGAAAUUGGGGGAAUUGUUGGACACACCACCACCUGGCCUGGAUGAAGCAAUUGCAAUUUCUAAGGUUAUGCAAUUUCUCGAAGCACAAGAAUACAGCAUGUUCAGCCGCAUUGUAUUUGACACUGCCCCUACGGGCCAUACACUCCGGUUACUAUCCUUGCCAGAUUUCUUGGAUGCAUCCAUUGGGAAAAUCUUGAAGCUAAGGAGCAAGAUUGCUUCUGCAACAUCAGCUAUUAAAUCAGUAUUUGGACAAGAGGUCCAACAGCAGGAUGCAGCGAACAAAUUAGAGCAGCUCAGAGAAAGGAUGCUCAAAGUGCGAGAGCUUUUUCGCGACACGGAAUCAACAGAGUUUAUAAUUGUGACAAUCCCAACGGUGAUGGCAAUCAGUGAGUCAUCAAGACUGCAUUCUUCAUUGCAAAAGGAAAGUGUUCCUGUAAGGAGACUCAUUGUGAACCAAGUUCUGCCACCUUCAACAUCAGACUGCAAAUUCUGUGCUAUAAAAAGAAAGGAUCAAACACGUGCAUUGGAUAUGAUAAGGAGUGACUCAGAGUUGAUGGGUUUGAACAUUAUUGAAGCACCUCUUGUGGACAUGGAGAUUAGAGGUGUUCCGGCUCUCAAGUUUUUGGGUGAUAUAGUGUGGAAGUAA
Molecule: messenger RNA, 1191 nt
Organism: Miscanthus lutarioriparius
Lineage: Eukaryota; Viridiplantae; Streptophyta; Magnoliopsida; Poales; Poaceae
Source: the annotation of a GenBank genome assembly